Loa loa (African eye worm) is the source of this 1362-nucleotide messenger RNA. RefSeq lists its product as hypothetical. The transcript is spliced from 5 exons. Lineage: Eukaryota; Metazoa; Nematoda; Chromadorea; Rhabditida; Onchocercidae. The record is from RefSeq and is a predicted model, not a curated record. The coding region runs from base 255 to 1265 and encodes 336 amino acids.
GGCGAUGCUCGAGAGCAAUCGAGUAAAGCUAUCUGUCGAUCUUACAAAAAAGACUCAGGCCAUCGUUGGUAGUUAGAUUUCCGAUAAUUAGAAGAAAGUAGUCCUCGUGUUGCCUUAAAGUACAUUAUUAUGCCGUAUGUUUUCGCUUUUUUUUAAAUGAAAAUGCCUCUAGAUAAAGUAAAAUGUUUGGUGGAAAACUUCUAUAAGCAGUUGUUUGAAUCGAAUUUGAUAGAAGCAAUUUGUUGUGAUCGAAUAUGCCUUUGCUUUUGUAUGGUGCGCGGUUGGUGUAUUCUAGACAUAUUUCACAUCGAUAUUUAUCCGGUUUGCCAGACACCUUCAAACCCUUUAAACUUAUCAAUCGGGUAAUCUCAUAUAUUGAUGAUGUGACUGGUGCCACAGAGAUUCGUGAAGCUCAUGCAACGUUAAAACAGAAUGAAAAAAAAUUACAAGACGCGCAGGCUUUGCGACGUAAAAAACGCGAUGAGUUGGAUACGUUACAAAUUCGAAUGAAAGAGAUACACAGUGAACUAGACAGGUUUUCUCGUGGGGAUGACAAGUAUCUACGUUUGUUAACCGAAGAACAUGCAGUUAUAAAAAGUGAGCAACUUUUAAUGGCCGAAGUUAGAAAAGCAGAUGAAGCCGAAAAAGCGGCAUUUGAUGCAUUGUCAAGUACGCUUCGGACUAGCCGCGCAAAGGAACAGGAACAAUCGGACAGAGUAAAAACGUGGACAGUUAUAGCUUCCACACUUGGUGCACUAUUUGGAAUUGUUGGUGCUUGGGUAGCAAAUGAAGUUAGGAUGCGUAAGAUGAAAGAGCUUGUACCAGACUCUGCACUGUUGACACCACUGGUGAAAAAGAUGACGGCAUUGGUUGAGAAACAGCAGAACGAGGUAGCUGCAUUUAUCACUGACAUUAGAGAAGCGAUGCAUUUAAAAGCCGCCGAAGGGAUGGCAACUAUUGCCCCAAAAAAAGGCAUGACUAAUGACGUACUGUCCGAAACGAUUUUCAACCUUCUGCACGAACAGAAUAAAGUUUUAACGAAGGAACUUGACGCAAUAAAACGCUUGAUUGCAACAGAGUUAAACUUGAAAGCAGAAACACCAAAUGUGGUCUACAUUGGCAAUGACAUGGAGGAUCUCCUUAGUAAGUCAGAGAAAAAUAUUGAAUCCAAAAUGAAACUGCAGACACUUGUUGAAGUGGUUUUUCUAUAUACCCUUAUAGCUGUGUCCUUACCAUUGAUAUAUGCUCUGUUUAAAGGACCUUAGGGCAUUGGCGUAUAAUUCUCGGUGGUUGUGCACUGCUUUCGUUUUAAAACAUAACAUCAGGCAUGUUAUUAUUGCCUUUACGGGUAUUUAAAAAUAG